Epithele typhae is the source of this 726-nucleotide messenger RNA. RefSeq lists its product as uncharacterized. NCBI's taxonomy places the organism in Eukaryota, Fungi, Basidiomycota, Agaricomycetes, Polyporales, Epitheliaceae. Gene Ontology annotation, molecular function: protein binding. The transcript has 3 exons. The annotation marks the transcript as partial. The record is from RefSeq and is a predicted model, not a curated record.
AUGGCCCACAUGUUCUCUCCCCAAACGGCCGAAGCAAUCAAGAGGCAUCCAAAAUACUACCUCAAUGGUGGUGACAUCCACUUCCUCGUGGAGAACUACAUCUAUCGCGUACAUCGCUACUUCUUCGAGCGUGAGUCGGCGUGGUUUAGGGAACGGCUGGGUUCCCCCUCCCCUCCUGGCCAGCCUAGCAAGGGCUCGUCGGAUGCGCAUCCCUUCGCGCUGGAAGAUGUGGAGGCGGACGCCUUCUCCAAGUUCCUUUGGAUUUUCUACAACCCCAAAUACUCGAUAUACGACGCUCCACUCGAUGACUGGCUUGCAAUUCUCAAGCUCUCUUACGACUGGAGAUUUGGUGAAAUCAAAAAGCUCUGCACACGCAAAAUCGAGACGUUCACCAUCGAACCCAUCCCCAAAAUCGAACUCUACCAGACGUACGAACUCGACAGACGCCUCCUCAUCCCCUCAUUCCUCUACCUGUGUAUGCGCCGCGAGCCUCUCUCCCUCAAGGAAGGUCGCACUAUCGGUCUCGAAACUGCUCUUUUGGUCGCGACGGCGCGUGAAUGCGCCCGUGGCAAGCCCAUGAACGGUGUCAGGAGCCCGACCGCGGCCAACCUCGAGGAGGACGACAUGGUCACUAUCAUCAAAGAGGUUUUUGGUCUUCUCGCCGGUCCUCCCUCGCCAUCCUUGGUUCCCCUCAACCGGUUGGCCGGCGUUUCCUCGUACAAGGGU